ACUUCGCCAAAGAUUGAUUCCACUUUACUCCGUUCACCAGAAAAACAUUAAAACGCAGAUGAAAUGGCCAGCGAUUUUCCGCCAUUGGCCAUCCGAAUUUGGAUGGACAAGCUGAAGAAGGGCGUUGGCCAGCCAGUGGCUGUCCUAGAACGCUCCCUGCUUAACUCCAUGAGUGCUGAGGCAGCCAGUUUGUCGGUGAAGAAUGCGAUGGAGCGGGGCAUACUGGUGCCAAGAGCAGCCAACGGAAGGGCCAAGCGGCUGACCCUCACCUUUUGCCAGAAGGUGAGCAGCCUGCCCAGUCCCACGGGAGAUCCCUACUGCUUCGAGUGCCAUUUGCCAGGAGUCGUGAAGAAAUGCGCGUCCUGUGAACGCUGCUUUCACGAGGAUUGCCAGCGAAAGGAUCCCGAGAAGCCCAAUUACUCGGUGCCCUCGGACAAGAAUCAGCCCUACCGGUUUCCGUCAGCGGUCAGCGAGUCGGACAAGGAGCCGGAGCACAGCACCCCGAACUUAGAGGCUGCCCGGACACCCACGCCAAAGCUCCUGCUCGAUCACAAUAGCAACAUCAGUCAGGAACCAAUAGCCACUCCGGAAUUCCUUAAGCACGAGAGCCCCGAGUGGGACGACGAUGUAUUCUUUGUGAGCGAGCGGAAGGGCGCCCGCCAGCGAAAGCAGGCCAGGGUCAAGGAUGAAGUGCAGACUAGUUCGGACAGCGAUGAGGGCAGUGAUCUACAGCGAUGCACACGUUGCCGUCUACUCGCCCUGGCCGCUCUCCUCAAUCCACCGCAGUUGGAAAAACAGGAACUGGGCUGCCUUUUGAGAUACUCUUGGGAAAAGCAUUACUCCUGGAUAUCCAUGGACGUUUCCAAGUACAUGGCCAAGCACUGGAACGAACGCGACAAGACGCUGGUCAAGCGCACCAUUUUUAAGACAAAGAUCUUGGGGCUGUCCGACAUCGAGCGGAACAUCGAGACUGAGAAGUAUAAGUACUUGGCGGAGUUUCUAAUGGACCUGCUCGAUCUGCAACACAACAUUGCAGUAUUUUUUGGGCCCAAAAGCGUCGAGUACAAUGCCACCAAGUGGUUGUUGAGGGAUGUGACGCACGAUAUCCGGGAAAUACGACGAUGUCCCGACUGCUAUAGGUAUUCCAACGAGGCUAGUCUGUCUCAGCUUUGGUUCGCCAAGCCCUGUCUUCAGCGGCACGAGUUGGUUUUUGCCAAACAAACGGGUUCGCCACCCUGGCCUGCAAAGGUCAUGAGCGUGUCAAGAAGGCAGCCCAUCAAGUACGAUGUCCGCUUUUUCGGUGGUUCUCAUUCCCGGGCACUCAUCUCUGAACGUGAUAUUACUCCCAUAGAGUCCGACAUUCAGUCGCAUUUCAAGCCACGGAACUCUCGAGCCCUGAGUGCAGCUUUAAGGGAACUGCAGUGCCACAUGAUCUUGUCACACUAUUCCGCCUCGUUGUUUGGGUUCCAUGCAGAUCCCAUAGUUGCCGAGAAUCUCAUCCAGGUAGCCCUUUCCCAUUGCACGGAAUCAACAGAAACUACUUCGACUGGCAAGCGAGGAAGACCUCCGACUCCGGCCACUCUCGGCACUGCAAAGAAGAGAAGGCUUAAUUUCAGCGCUCCAGAUACCCCAUCACCAGUGCCCAUCCGUGGCAUUUCUGACUUAGUUACCUAUGAAAAUCUAACCGCCGAAAUAGUGCAGGCGCACGAGAAUCUGUUGAACUGCCAGAGCGAGCUGACCGCCAUGCAAAAGAAGCUGGAUGAAGUUAAAAGGAAGCAUUGGUGCUAUCUCUGCCUGCAAGAGGCCGUCUUCGACUGCUGCUUUACUGCGUCCUACUGCAGCGCAGAGUGCCAGCGACGCGAUAAGAAACGCCACCAGGCCACUUGCAAAGUCAAUCUCUAAAACAAGAUUAAAGAGAAAAAAUAUAAACACAGUUUCGAGGUUUUUAGUGUAGGUAUAUGAAACUGGAUUAUUGCAAUCCAAAGUGAUAAAAUCUCGUUUCCUACAAUCAUUUGUAUUAAAUGUAUCCGUUCUUAAGAUAUCGCAAGUUAUUCCAAGAAAAUAUAGAUUGUUAAACAAGUA
Drosophila subpulchrella is the source of this 2082-nucleotide messenger RNA. RefSeq lists its product as uncharacterized. The record is from RefSeq and is a predicted model, not a curated record. Lineage: Eukaryota; Metazoa; Arthropoda; Insecta; Diptera; Drosophilidae. Gene Ontology annotation, biological process: regulation of transcription elongation by RNA polymerase II. The coding region runs from base 64 to 1902 and encodes 612 amino acids. The transcript is spliced from 3 exons. Gene Ontology annotation, molecular function: protein binding; transcription corepressor activity.